Messenger RNA from Cantharellus anzutake, 1066 nucleotides. RefSeq lists its product as uncharacterized. Gene Ontology annotation, cellular component: plasma membrane. Gene Ontology annotation, molecular function: voltage-gated proton channel activity. NCBI's taxonomy places the organism in Eukaryota, Fungi, Basidiomycota, Agaricomycetes, Cantharellales, Hydnaceae. The coding region runs from base 86 to 742 and encodes 218 amino acids. The record is from RefSeq and is a predicted model, not a curated record. The transcript is spliced from 4 exons. Gene Ontology annotation, biological process: proton transmembrane transport.
UGGGAUCAUAUCCCGGCCAGAAAUCUAAUUAAGAGCGCCGGAAUCUAAGAAUAAGCACCCUCAACGGAGGUCUUGUUGCGUGGCCAUGUCAAGUCCCCCUGAAGCUGAACCUCUGCUUCCAAGACAAGAUUAUUAUGAUCUAGAGAAUGGGGACGGGGAAGCUGAGAGCAGAGUCAAACAGUGGCAGGAAUGGACUGCAGAGACCUUGGAAUCGCCUCGUACACAUACGUUAAUUAUCUCACUGAUUGCUGUAGAUGCUGCGUGUGUUUUAGCUGACCUGGCCUAUUCUCUCUUAUCACCUACAUGCACACCCGUAGAGGGUGAAGACGCACCUAUCUGGCUCAACGUGACAGCGCUCAUAUCCCUCGUCAUAACUUGUCUAUUCGUUCUUGAAAUUCCACUCACAAUAUGGUCACUCGGUUGGAAGAAUUAUUGGCCAUUCGGACCUGCACCUCACGCCAGCCUGCAUUUCUUCGAUGGCGUCAUCAUCAUUACCACAUUCGUCCUGGAGGUAGUGCUGAGGGGAAAGGAAAGGGAGCUUGCCGCUUUGCUUAUUAUCCUGCGUCUCUGGCGGCUGGUCAAGCUGGUUGGGGGUGUCGCAGUGGGAGCUGGCGAAAUUCAAGAGGAUAACGCGAGAGACCUUGCAGAAACCAAACUUGCACUGCAAGAGGCGAACACGCGCUUACAAGCUGUCGUUGAAGAGAAUCAGCAACUUCGCGCCCGGCUACGUGCGUACGAGUAGAACACGUUGUCCGACAAAGAUCGGUCUAGACAGGGCCGGUCAAGAGAGUCGGGAAUGAUACCUUCACGUUGUGCUACAGACUUAGAAGUUAGUGUUGGCAUUGAUAGGAACAAAUGGAUACCCGGAUGUUUUGAGCGAAGGAGAAAUGCUGUACAAACGAGGGAUAGGAAUAUUAAUAUUUGGAACCCCGCGCUAACCAGCGGGUCAUUCCAAACGCUGCCAGGAGUGCGCGCUUCAAAUUUCGGAAUGCCACUGCUUGAACUUUCAGGUGUCCUUGGUGUGCAAGCAUCUUUGUAUUUCCUUUGUUUAAUAUUUGGUUUCGCG